Molecule: messenger RNA, 1874 nt
Organism: Chara braunii
Lineage: Eukaryota; Viridiplantae; Streptophyta; Charophyceae; Charales; Characeae
Source: the annotation of a GenBank genome assembly
AGAUAGUGACCGUAGAUAGCAAAGAUCAACGGCCGAAAUCUCGUAAUUUGCGCAAUUUGGACCUUGCCCCCGGAUUGAGGAGAUAGCGUGGAAAGUGACGGGUGGGAGAAGAGAGGUGGCGGUGAGGAGAGAGUCGGUGUCGCUAUAGUUCUCCUCUCUGCUGCCGUUUUGACACGUGUCUCGUCGAGUCGAACUGCUGCUUCUGGCUAUGGCGGCUGCUCCGCAACGUCUAUCUCCUUCUUCUUCUUCUUCUUCUUCUUCUUCUUCUUUUUUGCCAGUUCGUGAAGUCGGGACAUUGAAAUUGCCGGCUAUCUUGAAUGGGCUAUGGCAGCUGUCAGGAGCACAUGGCCAGAUCGACGAAGCACAAGCAGUGAAGGAGAUGAGCUCGUAUGUGGAUGCGGGUCUACCCGGAUUUGAUAUGGCGGAUCAUUAUGGCCCUGCUGAGAUUCUAUACGGUGCAUUCCUUCAGGAGUACCGGGGAAGUCACAGAGUGUAUGGCCUGACCAAGUGGGUCCCUCCUCCUGGACCGAUGCUGCGACCGAUAGUUGAAGCGAACAUUCAGAGGUCUCUUCAUCGAAUGAAAGUUGGUUCGCUUGACAUGCUGCAGUUUCACUGGUGGGACUACCAUGACGAGCGAUACCUUGAUGCGUUGCGUGUAAUGAAGGCUCUACGGGACGAAGGGAAGAUCAAGAAUUUGGCGUUGACAAAUUUCGACACAGUGCACAUGAAGAAGAUUCUCGAUUCGGGGAUACCCAUUGUUUCCAACCAGGUUGCCUACUCCGUGAUUGACACGCGACCGGAGAAGGGUAUGGUUCAGUGGUGUCUACAGAACAAUGUCAAGCUUCUCACUUAUGGGACCUUGCUUGGUGGCUUAUUAAGUGACAAGUACCUGGGAAAGCCGGAGCCUCGCGUGACAAAUCUCAACACUGUUUCCUUGAAAAAGUACAUGCAGACAAUACGCCAGUGGGGUGGUUGGAGCCUUUUCCAGGAACUGCUGUCAACGCUUCGGUCAAUUGCCGACAAAUAUAACAUCAGUAUCGCAAAUGUGGGAGUACGCUACAUCGCAGACAAGCCAGCAGUUGGUGCAGUGAUCAUUGGGGCACGACUAAGUAUUUCUGGGCAUGUGGAGGACAACCUGCGGACUUUCUCUUUCCCUGGGCUUGAUUCAGAUGAUAUCCAACGAAUAGAGUUAGUUGUACGCAAAGGAAAGGUGCUUCGUGGAGAUUGCGGUGAUGAGUAUCGCUGAAAAUUGUGGCAGAGAGUACUUGGAUGUAAGGGACACUGGACCCAGUUUCCAGACUUAUUAACAAAAAAAAGCAAGGUUUCUCGUUAAAAAAAAAAAAAAAAAAAAAAAAAAAAAAAAAAAAAAAAAAAAAAAAAAAAAUUUUUUUUUUUUUUUUUUUGUAGCAGAGCACCCUUUCACCGCUGCAUAACAAGAGGGCUUCUUCCCUGAUGUUUCCAGCAAGUUGCAUCGUCAGCAAUUUCCCAGAAGCGAUAAUGGGAAAAUUACUUUAUUAGUAACCAGCAUAAUUAGUAAUUGCUAAUUCCUAAAUUAGUGUCUUCUGUUUCUUUGGAGUCUUUUUGGAUUGAUGUGAUGCAGAUGCUGAGAGUUCCUUAAAGGACCAUUACAUGCCAGCCGUCGGGCGCGGGCCACUUUCGGAGGCCACCCACCACCAAUGUAUUUUAUCAACGGCACGCGAGCCUCUGAAUUUUUUUAGGAGAGGCUCAAUCGGGGGAUUCUCAUCGUCGCUGGGGGGCCUUGUACUGGUGGUUUAAACCGCCAGUACACGGCCGCAGCCUUGCUGGAAAAAAAAAACUUGUCGCCUACGAAAUUUUUGGAGGCCCAGCGUCAUAGAUAAAUCGAAUCGACGGCG